AUGAACAUUACCUUCUUGUCUUUUAUUCUUUUCAUAACUUUGAAUUUAGUUGGUCCAUCUCUUGUCACCGUUGAUCAGUCCGCACCAAAAAUCAACGUUACCGUUUCUGUCACACCAAAACGUUGCAGUCCAAUAAAUUACUUGACUAUUAAAUGGAAGACUUACGGUGUUCCUGAAAAUG
This is a messenger RNA of Scutellospora calospora, 181 nucleotides long. The record is from the annotation of a GenBank genome assembly. NCBI's taxonomy places the organism in Eukaryota, Fungi, Glomeromycota, Glomeromycetes, Diversisporales, Gigasporaceae.